UUGUCCACCUCCUGAUGAUUAUUUAAUUUAAGGAAAUAAAUCAAGAUAAAAUUUGUUUUCCUUCUUUCUUUACAGAUCCCACGUGACCACUCAAUCCAGCAGCCCAGAGUUAUUCCAGCGCUGACGUCGAGAAAUGGUUCGAACAUAUGGAAAGAGUGACACCCAUUGCAUCUGUGAUGGAAAUGCAGCCAUCGAAAAACCAGCCUGUAGGAUGUUUUAAACCACGUCUGGGUCACGGUUUCCAGAAAAACGUCGAGAGAUGGAGGAGAUUUACCAAUACCUUAAAAUAAAGGAAAAAUAAAUGAAAGAAGACGGCCAGUCAUUGUGAAAGUUCCCACUUCUCCUUCUGGAGGUUUUGAAGUAACGUUGGAAAUUCGGCAGACCGGCCUUCAGACCUGAUAUAAGGCGACUGCACAGCCAUGUUUUGUCACACUGGACGUAGCUGAGAGACAACGAUGCUGCGCAAGGGUAUUACAGGGAGCUUCGGAGCUGCUAUCCACGGCCUCGGCCCCCUCCAGCUGACAGACGGUGUGAUUAACAGGAGCAAGAGGAUGAUGCUGGACACCCUGGGCGUCGGGCUGAUAGGAACCAGCACGGACGUCUUCAACAAGGCUCUCGCAUACAGCCAGAUGUUCCGGUCCGAUGAGAGCAGCAGCGUUUGGGGUAAAUCGGAGAUGACGCUUCCUUCUCACUACGCCGCCUUCGUCAACGGCGUCGCGGUUCACUCCAUGGACUUCGACGACACCUGGCACCCCGCGACCCACCCCUCGGGGGCCGUGCUGCCCGCCCUGCUGGCCCUGGCGGAGACUCUGCCCGGACGGGUCUCCGGUCUGGACCUGCUGCUGGCCUUCAACGUGGGCGUCGAGGUGCAGGGCCGACUCAUGAGGUUCUCAUCGGAGGCCUACAACAUCCCCGAGAGGUUCCACCCCCCCAGCGUCGUCGGCGUGAUGGGCAGCGCCGCAGCCUCGGCCAAGCUGCUGGGCCUGUCCCCGGCCCAGUGCGCUCACGCUCUGGCCAUCGCGGCCUCCUCCGCCGGCGCUCCCCUGGCCAACGCCGCCACGCAGACCAAACCUCUGCACAUCGGGAACGCCGCUCGCAGAGGCCUGGAGGCCGCCCAGCUGGCCCGGCUGGGCCUGGAGGGGAACCCGGCCAUCCUCGACAUGAACUGCGGCUUCGGUGUUUACUACAAGGACUACAGUCCGUCUGCGAUGGCGGUGUCUUCCGCCGCCGACUAUAAAUGGAUCCUGGAGGACCAGGACGUGGCCUUCAAGCGCAUCCCCGCUCACCUGGGGAUGCACUGGGCGGUGGAUGCGGCUCUGGAAGCGCGCGCCAAGCUCGAAAACGCCACCGGCGUGACCUUUGACCUCAGCCAGAUCAGGCGGGUCACCCUCAGAGUGCCUCCAUCCAAGUACGUGGACUGCCCCUUCCCCGGCACGGAGCACCAAGCCCGGCACUCGUUCCAGUUCAACGCCUGCGCCGCCCUGCUGGACAACGAGGUGACCGUGUCCUCCUUCGGCGGAGCUCGGAUGAACCGGCCCGCUCUGAGGGACCUGCUGUCCAGAGUGGAGGUGGAGACCCCCGAAGACAACGCACCCAGCUUCGACAAGAUGUACUGCGAGGUGGAGGUAGAAACGCAGCGGGGCCAGAGUCACGUGGCCAGGUGCAAUACCUUCUACGGCCACUGGAGGAAGCCCCUGAGUCAGGAGGACCUGGUGGACAAGUUCAGCUCCAACGCGUCCUCGGUGCUGUGCGCAGAGGGGGUGGAGGGCGUGGUGGACGUGGUGGGGAACCUGGAGGCGGUGAGGGACUGCUCCGUCCUCAGCUCGUACCUGAGACUGACCAGCGCUCCAGAGGAGCAGCGACACAGCAGGAGGAGCGUGUGACCGCACGGAUUAUACAACAAACGCUGGAAAUGUCUUAUUCAGCAUUUUAAAUGUGCUCAUUAUUUAAUGCCCUUUGGGGAAUAUGAUGAAUGUAAAAUGUCUCCCUUACACUGGGAUAUUUUCUCUUGUUUCUUUUAUUUAUAUAUAUAUAUAUAUAUAUGCAGUGGUGUAUAAAGUACCCAAAAGUCAUACUUGAGUAAAAGUAAAGAUACUUGACUGGAAAAUUACUCAAGUAAAAGUAAAAGUCACCUGUGAGAAUACUACUUGAGUAAAAGUAUUAAAGUAUCUGAUUUUUUUUGUACUUAAGUAUUGAAAGUAAAAGUAAAUGCUGUUAAUAAAAAAAACAAAGGGUCAGAA
Messenger RNA from Pseudoliparis swirei, 2240 nucleotides. RefSeq names its product aconitate decarboxylase 1 (gene acod1). Gene Ontology annotation, molecular function: lyase activity. The transcript is spliced from 6 exons. NCBI's taxonomy places the organism in Eukaryota, Metazoa, Chordata, Actinopteri, Perciformes, Liparidae. Bases 456 to 1883 code for a protein of 475 amino acids. The record is from RefSeq and is a predicted model, not a curated record.